This is a messenger RNA of Eruca vesicaria subsp. sativa (arugula), 1002 nucleotides long. The record is from the annotation of a GenBank genome assembly. Lineage: Eukaryota; Viridiplantae; Streptophyta; Magnoliopsida; Brassicales; Brassicaceae.
AUGGAGCCAUCAAAGGUUCAACAAGCAGAGAAAACGAAAGAAACUGAUCAAGAGCCGCCGAUGAUGGACGCAGAGGAACCUAACGACGCAUGUGUUUCAGCUCUUAAUAUGAUAUUCGAGUCUCUGAUGAGAACUACCAUAUUCUCAUCUGACCUCGCGAUAACAAUUUUUCCAGAACAACAUGAGAGAUUCGUAGAAAACUACUUAAACCACUUUUACCAUCUAUUUCUCAACAAACUAAGUCUUCUGGAAGAGAAUGUUGGUGUUUCUGAGAUUUUGAUAACCGUAUUGGAGAUUCUUCAUGGCUGGAAUAGUCACAUACAAUUCGAAGACCUGGUGAAAAUGAAGUGCGUUAGAUGCAAGAUGGUUACUCAAUAUCCACCAGAACCUUCUUUUGGUUUAUUCAUCAAUGCCACUUCACUCAGAGAAACCAAGUCUGCGUUUGAGUAUUUUACGUUUGAGAGAAUCAUUAAAUUCAUCAAGAUCAACUCUACUAUGACGCCUUGCAAAACAGAAGGAUGUGAGAAACUAAGCUACGUAGUUGAUCAUAUUAUCCCUAAACUUCCUUCUGUUUUCACCAUUGCACUAGGGUGGGAGAACAAUGAGACUGAAGAAGAGAUACUUGCUACCACUUCUGUUCUGGCUACUGAGAUAGAUAUUAGUAAGAUAUAUAAAUACGAAGGUGAAUCACCACAGACCAAAUACAAUCUUGUGUCAAUGGUUUGCUCGCAUGGAGAUCAAUACGCUUGUGUUGCUUAUGGAAACGAUAGAUGGGUCUGUUACUAUCCUUUUGAGCAAGAGGUUAUGGGAGACUGGGGUAGUGUUAUCGACACUUUUGUACGACUGAAUAUGCGACCUGAGAUUCUAUUUUUUGAAAAUGAUAUGCAGAGGAAGCAGAUUGUGAAACUCCAGAUAAAUACACCAAUUGCUGUGAAAAAUAGGGUUAUAGAAAAAUGGCACCAACUGCAAAUGUUUCUGUUAUUCCUUCAGCCCCAAUCUUGA